Molecule: messenger RNA, 2415 nt
Organism: Amaranthus tricolor (Joseph's coat)
Lineage: Eukaryota; Viridiplantae; Streptophyta; Magnoliopsida; Caryophyllales; Amaranthaceae
Product: probable serine/threonine-protein kinase At1g54610
Exons: 7
Coding region: 439-2154 (571 amino acids)
Biological process (GO): positive regulation of transcription elongation by RNA polymerase II; protein phosphorylation
Cellular component (GO): cyclin-dependent protein kinase holoenzyme complex; nucleus
Molecular function (GO): ATP binding; cyclin-dependent protein serine/threonine kinase activity; RNA polymerase II CTD heptapeptide repeat kinase activity
Source: RefSeq, a predicted model, not a curated record
CAUUUUUUAAUUAGACUAUUUAGCCUAUGUAUACAGUACGAAUCGUAGAAAGACAAUUCUUGUGAAAUAGUAGAAAUGAAGAUAGACUUUUUCCAUCUUCCCGGGCUUCCUUUUCCCACUUCUCUUAGAUUCUUUCUUCCUAUUUUCUAAACUCCUUCAGAACAAGAAGAAAUAUCAGCUCAGCCUACUCUUACAAUUAGUACAAACCUAUUUAUUAUUUUUGUCUCCUCUCUAAAUUAUACAAAUAAAUAAAUAAAUAAAUAUAUUAUUAUUUCUUCUAUACAAAAAAAAAAAAAAAAAUAAUAAUAAGCUCCUUCAUUAACUGCUAUCCAAACUCCAGCUAAACUACUCUCAACCACCAUAUCUCUCUUCUUCUUGUUCUUCUUCUUCAGUCUUCACUAUUUAUUCCACUUUCCGAUGAGACGGCGUCGUUUUUGAAUGGGCUGUGUCUAUAGCCGGCGAAAAGCCGGUAUUCCUCCAUCGGCGCCGGAUAAUCAUCCUCGUCGCCGUCGUGCUUCUUCUCUCUCUUUAAGAAGGGAAUCUGUUUCACCCAAUCAUAAACUUCCACGUCACUCAUCUAAUGUAUCUACCACUGAGCUUCGUCGACAAGUUAUCGACCCUUAUGGUGGUGGACCUACUACACACCAUGGUUGGCCUACUUGGCUUGCUGACGUUGUUGGUGAUGUCAUCAAUCAGUUCUCUCCUCGUCGUGCUAGUACUUUCCAAAAACUUGAUAAGAUUGGGCAAGGAACAUAUAGCAAUGUAUAUAAAGCAAGAGAUUUGGUGACAGGAAAAAUAGUGGCAUUAAAGAAGGUUAGAUUUGAUAAUUUAGAGCCAGAAAGUGUAAAGUUUAUGGCAAGAGAGAUAUUAGUAUUAAGCAAACUUGAUCAUCCAAAUGUAAUUAAACUUCAAGGUUUAGUUACUUCAAGAAUGUCAUCAAGUUUAUACCUUGUUUUUGAUUACAUGGAGCAUGAUCUUUCUGGGCUUUCUGCUUCACUUGGUGCUGGUAAUAAGUUCACCGAGCCUCAGGUGAAGUGUUUCAUGAAGCAGCUCUUCUCUGGGCUAGAGCACUGCCACAACAAUGGUGUUCUGCACCGUGACAUCAAGGGUUCUAAUCUCUUAAUUGAUAAUGAAGGAACUCUUAAAAUAGCUGAUUUUGGAUUAGCUACAUUUUAUGAUCCCACGCAAAAGAAGCCUAUGACCAGUAGAGUUGUCACCUUGUGGUAUCGUCCUCCAGAGCUGCUUCUUGGCGCCACAAGUUAUGGUGCUGGUGUUGAUCUUUGGAGUGCUGGUUGUAUUCUGGCCGAGCUACUAGCUGGGAAGCCAAUUAUGCCAGGACGGACUGAGGUAGAGCAACUGCACAAGAUAUUCAAGUUGUGUGGCUCUCCAUCCGAAGAGUACUGGAAAAAAUAUAAGCUGCCAAAUGCAACACUUUUUAAGCCACAACAGCCAUACAAGCGUUGUGUUUUAGAGACCUUUAAAGAUUUUCCAGCUUCUUCCCUCCCACUUGUUGAUGCACUUCUUUCAAUCGAUCCUGAAGGACGAGGCACUGCUACUGACGCCUUAAAUAGUGAAUUCUUUUCCUCCGAACCUUAUGCUUGUGAGCCAUCCACAUUGCCGAAAUAUCCUCCCAGCAAAGAAUUGGAUGUAAAGCUACGGGAUGAAGCAGCAAGAAGGCAAAGGGGUUCUAGCGGAAAAGCUAGUGCUGCCGAUGGUGUUAGGAGAGUUAGAAUGCGUGACCGAGCUGGUCGUGCAAUUCCUGCUCCAGAGGCCAAUGCAGAGCUACAAACGAAUUUGGAUAGGAUGAGAUUUGUGACUCAAGCAAAUGCCAAGAGCAAAAGCGAAAAGUUUCCGCCACCCCAUCAAGACGGAGCUGUAGGGGUCCCAGGAGAUACCACAAAUAACGGUCCACUAUCGUUUGGGGCAGCCGAGCAUUCAUUCGAUACUGCACAUUUCAAGCCAACCUUAUCGAAGUCCAGAAGCGUAACGCCUGCUGAAGGGACCUCUAGGAAGAAAAGAAUCCAUAAAGAGCCAGAAUUGGCCUCUUCAUGGAAAUUCUUCCAUGCUUGGAAACCUUCAGCCAUUGGGAUGUCUAUGGAUCUUAUGUUCAAGGGUAAAGGAUCAAUGACACGGGUUUCGAGCAGCCGAAAGUAAGAGAGUGGUUGAACUUGCCCCUCGUCCACAAAAUUAUAGGGGGUUUUGAGUUUUGGAGGAAGUUUUUGUAUACUAUUAUACCAAAUUAGUUGUACAGUGGCCCAUAGCUAGUGCUCUAUGUUUCUUUAUGUUCAUGAAUGAAGAACCAAAAUGAUGCCAAUGCAAUGCAAUAUUUGUUUUUCUCUUUCAAACAUAAACAUGUGUAGCAAAAUGCUAGAUUAUAUCUUAAUCCAAUCACUCUUUUACCCUUUCGGGAUGCUA